Messenger RNA from Sycon ciliatum, 3321 nucleotides. RefSeq lists its product as uncharacterized. The coding region runs from base 216 to 2858 and encodes 880 amino acids. NCBI's taxonomy places the organism in Eukaryota, Metazoa, Porifera, Calcarea, Leucosolenida, Sycettidae. The record is from RefSeq and is a predicted model, not a curated record. The transcript is spliced from 4 exons.
UACUGUAUGUUAGCUUGCAAUUUUGAGAGAUUUUAAACAGCAACAGCAAAUGUCUCGAACAUAGUGAAAAUCAAAAUACUGAGUUUGCCCGUAACGGAGGUAUUACUGUAGGUGACGGUGAUAAUGAUAUUGAGUAUUCUCCAUUGUAGUGAUUCCUGGGUGAUGGAUUUCUCUGAGCAGUACGUGGAAUGUAGCGAAUAACAAAAAGUGAGAGAAUGUUGAGGAACGCUUCAUUAUUCAGGUCAUGGGUUCCUGUCCACCCUGGAACAGGAUUGUUGAGAAUUUCCAAAAGGCACGAGAGGUCUGAUGCUCGUACCAACGUCAAGACAUUGGAGACCUUCUCCACUGUUCGAGAGGGAAAGAUAUUUUUACAAUCAUGUGACAAAUUGACGGAGCGGGUUGCGAUGACCGGAUUCAAAAGAGCUUAUUCAUUGGCCGUUUCAGAGAUACGCAGCUCUCCCCAUAUUUUGAAUGCUGGUGUGGUUUCAAGUGACCUGGCUUAUUUGGCUGUCAAGGUGGCACAAUCUGGCUUAUCGGAUAAGAAUUUUGCAUUAGUUUUGGAAGGUCUUGGUCGACUGGAGAUAUCGUGCGUUGAUUUCCUAUCAGAGAAUCCGCGCCAUGAGUCACUGGUCCAUGCGCUGACCCAUUGUUGCAGACAAGGUGUUCAGUCCAGUGCCUUGAGUACAUCCUUCCUCAAUCUUAUUCUGAACAAAAGGCAUGAAGUCAGCAAUAGCCAGUUAUUGGAAUACCUUCCAUUGCUAGCUUCCCUGAGCUAUGGCGGCAACAAAGUAUCAACUGAGAUGUCAAGGUUUUUGCGGCGUCGAUUCUACGGUGAGACUGUUGCGACAACUGAUAUCCCAGCUCUGACUGUGUUCUGUGCCCGUGCUGGGUACUCAUUGCUGUGCAAUGAUAUCCUUGAAGCGUAUCACAACGAUCUCCUCUUACGGCCUGAUGUGUUGCUGAAGAUCGCUGGUCACUGUCGACUCCCGCCAGCCUUGCAGCACCAUCUGGUUCAUCAUCUUCAGCUGGAUGUGAAGCAGUUUCCUGCAGCAGACUUGGCUGAUGCUGUACGUGCUUUUGGAAGUGCAAUUCCCCAAGCACUAGAGACUGAAAUGAUGCUUGCUAUCCUUUCCAAAGCAAAUCAGCUGUCCUGUAAGCAGCUUGUCAGUACGAUGUACAAGGCAUGUAAAAUCAACAUGAAGCCUCUUCCAGCAGAGAGUGCACUGGAGUGCAUCUCAUUCUUGUGCAUGCAUAUGGAACAACUGGAUGCCAAGGAUCUGUGCAUAGCACUGGAGUUUGCCGAGCUCUUCAAAAUUGAUGUUGAGAACUUUGUACGCCUUGCAUGUAUAGAGGUGACCGAGAGAAUUUCAUUCAUGGUGAAGCCGCAGUCCAAGCUACUGCCUCUGCUUAGGUUGAUCAAAAUCAGGGAUAUGAAGCUCAGGUGUGCAUUGCCUGAUAAUAAUGGCUUGCGCAUCUUGGCUGAUAUUCUGACUUCAACACCACUGCGGCCCUUGUGGGUUUAUGCAGAUCUUGUGGAGUUUUUGAAUGGAGGAAACUAUCUACUCUCCAACUUGGUCAGUAUGGUUGGCAGCAGCGCACUCUGUCACCUCCCGUCAACCUUUUUGCAGGGAAUUUGCAAAGUGGCUGUUGACUCUCGUGUUCCUCUGUUGGUGUUGCCUUUCGUUAAUGAGCUGGUAAGCCGCGUGGAUGAGGUGGAGUCUGCUAUAGACAUGCUCUUGUGGAUGUCAGAGUAUGUUCCUCUAUCAUCGAAUGAAUCUAUCUGGAAGCAGAUUGUGGAGCGAACCGUCGCUUCCAAGCUAAAUGACUCUCAACCACCAGAAAAGUGGCUAGGUCUUCUGCUAGUUCUCAGUGGCAAUGAACUGAGCCAACUGGUAGGGCAGCACAUUGUCUCUCUCGUUCAAAGUGGCUCUGUACAGUGGCCAGUACGCAGUGUUGUGGAAGCAAUCAUCAGCCUGGCAUCUGCCAACAUCACCUGCCUGGAGAUUGUGACAACACUCUCCCAAAUGCCCAAUGUUGUUCAGAGCCUUGAGGUACUGCCAGUGCAUCUGCUGGGGAAUCUUGUGUACAGCUGUGGGCGUUUGGGAUUUGUGGUGCCACAAACUCUCCGAGAACCAAUCUUGGCUGACCGUUACAAUGUUUUCAACAAGAUCAAUCUUUACUGGGCACUCAUCGCCGGUAAUUCUAAGGACGUGGAUGAUGAUUGUACCAGCCUUCUACAAUCUAUUUCUGCCGGAGACCUGAAAGGGGCAUCCAACGACAUCAUCCAGAGACUUCAACAGUUGCACACCCAUAGCAUCAUCAAGAAAGGAGCAUCUGCCGCAUUGAGAGAUGACACUGCUAGAUUUGUGUCGUCCAAGUUGAUUGGCGAGUGUUACAUUCAAGCCGAUCCUGUUGUUCAGGACUUGGCAACCCGUGUAAGGAGUCAAGUAGGAGAAGAUUACGUCCUGUACAAUUGCACAACGGCUGGUGGUGGCAUUGUUGAUGUGGCUUUGCAACUGGAUGGCAACAACCAGCUAGUGGCAUGGCAAGAUAAAGGCACGCACACUACCAUAUCAAAGAAGGCGAUUCCAUUGGCACAGCGGACGUCAUACAAGAACAUGAAGGCAAUCGCCGAUCCAGUGAUGCAACGGCUACCUGCAUCGGAUGGUGUGAGACGGUUUGCUCUUCUUGUCAUUGAUGAAAAGAAGCAUCAUGUAGCUGGGUCGAAACGAAUGGUAGGGGAAUCCGUUCUACGUGUCUUGGCACUGCAGUCACUGGGUUGGCAUGUCAUCAAGGUGCUGAAGAAGGACGCUGCUGAGUUCUGUCUGUUUGACAAAAUUGGCAUUUCCAAAAAGUAGUAGGUUUCUUUUCGAUUGAAAAGAUUAUAUGUACACUCAUCUAGAUCAUCCUAGUUUUAUACAGACUGCAUGUACAUACUAAUAAUUUACUAAUAAUUUUAUAUAUAUACAUGUACAAUGUACACUCAUAGCAUCAAAGAACGCAUAAAAUGUAGUUGAUUUUGAGCAUAAAAGGUGCGCAUAGUUUUAAAAUCAGCAUUUUCAUCACAACAAAAGCAUAAUAUGACAGCUAUGUACAAGAAGCUCGGGCUUGUUGUUGCCUUGUGUAACCGUGAUCGUUCCUGAAGAACAUGAGAAGAAUAGACAACAGCCGUAAUUUAGGUUUUGAUUGAGAAUACAAAUUGCUUUGUUGAGGUGCCACUCAAUGAUCAAUUCACCCCUGGACAAGACCAAUCUAUUUCUUUCUCACUUUGUGAUUACUGGUGUUAGCACCAUACUAUCAAGAAUACCGUAUUUCCGCAAA